Molecule: messenger RNA, 2477 nt
Organism: Brassica rapa (field mustard)
Lineage: Eukaryota; Viridiplantae; Streptophyta; Magnoliopsida; Brassicales; Brassicaceae
Product: protein WVD2-like 3
Biological process (GO): microtubule cytoskeleton organization
Molecular function (GO): microtubule binding
Source: RefSeq, a predicted model, not a curated record
AUGGUUACAUUAAUAGUUAAUUACUAAAUGGUAACAUUAGUAGUUAAUGUAAUGGAUAGAAAGUAAAAUUUAGGGUUGGGCAAAUAAACCAAACUUGAAAAUCCGAACCAAAUCCGAUCCGGUAAAAAUGAAUCCAAACCGAUCCAAACCCGACACAAAUAUCAAUGGAUUUUAUUUUAUGGUACUUCGGGUUAUGAGUAUUAUCCGAACUGAAUCCAAACUUAAAUAGAUAUCCGAUAGAACCCCAAACAUUCAAAAUCUCAAAAAGAACUUGUACCAAACAUGAUUUUAAUUCUUAAUAUAUAUCCAAAUACACUAAAAUAUUAUUGAACAUUUAAAAUAAUUAUCUAUUAUUUGAAAGUGGCUGUUGAAGCUUGAAGUUUUUAGAUUUUGCUUUUGUUUUCAUUGAAUAAUGGUUCUCAUUUCAUAAAAACUUGGUUUUCGUUUUAUGUUUUCAUUUAUUUGGUUUUCUUCCCAUCAAUAACUAUGUUUACUUUUCGUUUGAUUUUGAAUGAUUGCGUUUGAUGUUUUUUACUUAUGGUUGAAUCGAGUUUACUUAUGUUUUGGUUAUAAAAUAGGUAUAAAUUAGGUAUUUUAAAACCAAAGAACCGGUUUUAUUUAUGUUUUAGUUACGAAGUAGAUACAAAUCAUGUACUUUUAAACCAAAAAAACUGAUUAAGACCCAAACCCGAAAGUACAUCGGGUUGUACCGGCUCUUUGAAAAUUUACUAACUAUGACCCGAACCCGAUAGAACCGGAACCAGUCCCAAACCAAAAUUUCAUAUAACUCAAAUGGAGUUGAUUUUGAUAAAUCCAAAGAACCAAGACUCGAUUGGAUAAAUCCGAAACCCGAUUGAGACCCUGAAUUUCCAAGCCUAGUAAAGUUAAUUGACACAAUAUAUAUAAAGAAAAUUAAUUAUAUUUCUUUUUGGAGUUUGCUAGUGAAAAUAGUUCAACAUUAAUCAUUCAAAAGAAUAAAAACACUAACAUGUGUUCGUGUUUUAUUUACCAGUAAUUAAGAAAAAAAAUAGUGUUCUUUUCCUAUAAAUAAUUCGUUAGAGUGUCUAUAAAAGUUAAUGUCCAGUCUAGCAAACCAAAAAUUUUAGUUUAAAAUUUACAAAAUUAAUAUUGGAGCACUAAUUAAGACACGGUGUCAAGUAACGGGCGUUAGCACCGACGAGGAAGGAGAUAGUAUUCAUCACCAUCAUUCUCAGAAGUCACAAACAAACACACACAAGAGAGAGAAGGAGCAGUUACAAGUUUCUCUCGCCUGUCACGAGAACAAUGGAUAUCUGCAUGGAUAAAGAGCCAGAUGGUCUAGUGGUCUAUGCCAAUAGUGAUUCUUGUGACCCAAACCAAGAAAAUGUUUCUGUACUGCCUCCCUUAGAUUCAGUAUCACGCGACGAAGCCAAUGGAAAUACAGAGCUUCUAUUAACAGAAGAGAACGUUGAAGUUAAAGAAUAUGAUGUUAAAGAGUGUACUAAUGAAGUUCCAGCUGCUAAGCCAUUGGAAGAUGGCAAUAUGGAGAUAGCUGUUUUGGGAAAGGAAGCUAAACGUGCGUUGAAAGCAGGUCGUUGGAUUAACAAAAAAAGGAACACUGUUCCACAACCAUUUGCUUUAGCUACUGAGAAGCGUGCUUCAUCUACUACACGUUCGUUUACGGGUGAGUCUCAUGGAGUAGCAGCUGUUUCGAAAAUAUAUCCGGAUGGGUAUAGUAAAGUACAAAAUCAGGCCACAAAGGUACCUAGGAAACCCUUGCAGCCAAAAAACAAGAAGCUUUCUGAUGAGGAAGAUUCUUGCUCUGUUGCUUCUUACUAUUUCUCUACUGAACAUGUGACUAUCGUCGACAGUACCAAAUCAAGAACCAUUGUCACCGCAGCUCCUUCGUUUCGAUCCACUGAGCGUGCAGAGAAGAGGAAGGAGUUCUACAUAAAACUGGAAGAGAAACACCAAGCCAUGGAGGCUGAGAAAACGCAGAGCGAAGCAAGGAACAAGGAGGAAAAUGAUGCAGCCUUGAGGCAACUAAGAAAGAGUUUGAUGUUCAAAGCAAACCCAAUGCCCAAAUUCUACCAUGAAGGGACUCCUCCCAAGGUUGAACUUAAGAAGGUAACACACAAGCCACCUCCAACUCUAGCGAAGUCGCCAAAACUAGGGCGAAGGAACAAGAGGCGGCAUGAAACGCGAAAGACUCUAAUAGGGAUCUCUAAAGAAGACCCUGAUGAUGAAACUGCACACAAUGCUGACCAGAUAAACCGGUUUGUUACAGAGGAAAAGUGAACCAAAACAGUCUUUUGGUGACAAGGAACUGAGAGUUAUGUUUCUGCUGUGAGAAUGUGUGGGAUGGCUUGUGUUUUUUUUUUAAUUUAUGAUUCUAAGUGUAAUUGUGUGUAGUUUAAUGUUAUUUUUGUUGCAUGUUUAUGAAUGCAAGAAUCUUCCUGUUCGACUUUUUUAUAAUGAAUCUGUCUUGUUCAUAACGA